AAUGGCACUAAAAAGUUGUGUUUUAAUUUGUAGUUGUUGUUUCGUGGCAAUCAAUUCUAUAAUUGUUUAAGUCUGCAAACUAUAUUUAUCUUUAAAUAUGCACGAGCUGCCCAAGCAGUCACUUGCGCUUACCAGCGGCUCGACAAGCACUGCGGAAAAGCUGUGCUUUGAUAAAAAUGAAUUUAUGAAGGCCAACUUUUCGGUGGAUGAAUUCCUGCACAAAAAUCGGAAUGCACCCAGUUUGGAGCAACUGCGGGACAACCUGGGCCUGUACUUAAAGGGUUUAAGGGCAGCAAUGAUCGAUCUGAUCAACGAGGACUAUGCAGACUUUGUGAAUUUGAGUGCCAAUCUUGUGGGUCUCGACCAAUCUAUUGAGAUCAUUCAGCGCCCCUUGGAGCAGUUUCGCAAUGAGAUCGAAAGCAUACACAAUCUGAUCGAUGAGAAUGUAAGCCAGCUGCGGGCUCAGCUGGAGGAGAAGCGUCAGCUGCGAGAGUUUAAGCGUAGUCUGCAAAGCCUUAAGACCGUGUACGAAACCACAAAGAAAUUGCAGGAUCUAAUGGACCGUAAAUUGAGUGGCGAACAUCCUGGCCAGGCUGUCGACUUGGAACGUGCCGCUUUGGAUCUUAUACAAUUGCAGUUCCAUGAGAAGCACUGCGAUCGGCACUUGAAAGCCGACCAACAGGCCCAAAUUCGGCAACUGGAGGAACAACUGCAUCAACAAUUGCGCCUAUUUUUCAAUGAUGCUUUGCAACAGACUCGCAGCUCGCAGAAUUCGGAGGCUCUGGAACGAUGCCUAAGGAUUUACAUUACCUUAGAUGCUUGCAGCCGGGCGGAAAAGGUCUUUCUGGAUGAUGUAGUUGCUCCUUACAUGAGCGGCAUCAUCAGUGAACAGCAGUUGCAGAAUUCUCCACAAGGUCUGGCUGGCAUUUACAGCAAGAUUCUAAACUUCAUAUCCCUGCAUAUGACGGAUCUGCUACGCCUUACCCUCUAUUCGGAUAAAUUGCAGGGCUUUAAUUUUGUGGUCCACAGCUUUUGGUCCGAUGUCGAGAUGCGUCUGGAGCUGCAUAUGAACUCCAUUUUUGCUCCAGGCAAUUCGGAAGUCUUCUAUGUGAAAUACAAAUGUACGCGCGAUUUUCUGGCGAAGAUUGAGGAGUUGCUUACAAGCAGUGGCGAGCACGCAGUGUCCCUUUAUCGCCACCACAAGCAGACCAAGAGUUUCGAGGCCCGCUGGAAUCUUCCAGUAUAUUUCCAAAUAUGCUUUCAGGAAAUUGCCGGAAAUUUCGAGGCGAAACUUGAGCCUCUGCUGCAGGAUGAAACCCUUGAGCAUGCCAAUCCCUGCGGCUAUCAAUUGAAGCCCUUCAAUGCAGCCUAUUCCGCACUGACCCGAUGCUGGUCCGAAGGUGUUUACUUGCCUGAGCUUCUACCAAAAUUCUAUAAGCUAAAUGUGCAAAUUGUCUUGCGACUCUGCCGCUGGAUCAGCGAUACCAUUCAGGCCUCCAAGAGGAGUGACUUUGCCAGGCCAUAUACACAGCAUCAACUGUUGAUUGCCCUCCACAGUGAUAUCCGUAAAUUGGACGGAUACUUGCCAGAGUUGCAGCAACUAAUUAUUCAAUCGGUUCCCAGUGAGAAGCGCACUAAAGUGUUCAAAGAUGUCUUGGCCAAAACUCUGCUCACUCUUGCUGAUGCAUUGGGCGCCCACCUGGCCACCAUCCAGGAUACACUUGUCCAGUUGCUGAUCAACGAAUGCGGGUCUGAGAACGUCCGACAAGUGAACGAUUUGCCGCGUCUAUAUAGAAAGACUAACCGUGAAGUGCCCACUCGCUGCUCUGGCUAUGUAGAGCAAAUGCUGCGACCUCUAAAAACCUUUGCCAAACAGCAUGAAACACAAUUGGGCACUCUCGUUGUGGAGCACAUCCUGGCCGAAGUGGCCAGUAAUAUAACCAAAGCUUACUUUAAUGUCGUGAGCGAGGUUCUCACAUCGGUGCAAAAGACUGAGGAAUCAUUGCGUCGACUGCGAAAUCUCAAGAGUGGCGGAGCAGCCGCAGCGCAAACCAAUAACUCCUCUGCAAUUUCUGAUGAUGACAAAAUACGUAUGCAAUUGCGUGUGGAUGUAACCACUUGGAGGCAAGAGCUUAGCCAGUUCAAUUUCCAGCCUAAUCAAAUCGAAAAACUCCAGGAGCUGUCCAACACGGUGGAGGAGAGUCUUAAGCCAAAGGACUAAACUAACGUCUAACGUAAUAUAAUCCACUUUAUUGUUGUUAAACGAUUUCUAGGCACAAUUUUAAAGUUUUUUGAUUUAAGACUACCAAUUGUAUAUAAAAGAUAUAUACCACAUAUAUAAAUGUAAAUAAUUAUGUAUAUCGGAUAAUAAAUGCAUCAAAUUUCA
Drosophila willistoni is the source of this 2386-nucleotide messenger RNA. RefSeq names its product conserved oligomeric Golgi complex subunit 2 (gene Cog2). Gene Ontology annotation, cellular component: membrane; COG complex. The record is from RefSeq and is a predicted model, not a curated record. Lineage: Eukaryota; Metazoa; Arthropoda; Insecta; Diptera; Drosophilidae. Gene Ontology annotation, biological process: Golgi organization; protein transport; intra-Golgi vesicle-mediated transport. Bases 98 to 2221 code for a protein of 707 amino acids. The transcript is spliced from 4 exons.